AUGGGUUUAAAAGAUUUACUCAAGAAAAUCAAAGCACGAGAACAUGAAAUUCGUCUAGUAUUCAUUGGUUUAGAAGGUGCUGGAAAAACGUCUGUUAUCGCUUCUUUCUUAAAGAAGCCGAUUGAUGGAAUAACUCCAACACAAGGUUUUGUUAUUACAAAUGAACAGAGAAGUGAUUACAAAUUAUCAUUAUGGGAUUUGUCAGGCCAACAAUCAACUCGUGCAUCAUGGCACAGCUUUUUUGAUGGUGCCGAUGUAGUUGUAUUCGUUUUAGAUGGAACAGAUCAUCAGAAUUUAGAAGAAUUCAAGAAAGAGUUUGAAAAUGCGCUUUCCAAAGAUAGAGGAAACCAACUUACAUGGGCAAUUUUAAUAAACAAAUCAGACAUACCAAAUUGUCUCUCAGUUAAAGAUCUAAACGAGGUUUUGGACUUACAACAGCAUGCUCCGAGAAAGAUAAUGCCAUUUAACGUUAGUGCUAAAAAUAAAAAUGGAAUUGACGAAGCUUUCAAUGCUAUUUUGAAUGAUGUUGCCUCUAAGAUGGUUUAUUAG
Messenger RNA from Trichomonas vaginalis G3, 549 nucleotides. Its product is annotated as GTP binding. Gene Ontology annotation, biological process: protein folding. The record is from RefSeq and is a predicted model, not a curated record. The transcript has a single exon. Gene Ontology annotation, cellular component: microtubule cytoskeleton; cytoplasm. Gene Ontology annotation, molecular function: GTP binding; GTPase activity. Lineage: Eukaryota; Parabasalia; Trichomonadida; Trichomonadidae. The coding region runs from base 1 to 549 and encodes 182 amino acids.